GCAGAAACCCUGUCCAGGCGCUGCAGCUUUAUGGAUCAGUAAAAGCUGCAAGGUUCUCGCUUGCUCAGCACUUCGCAGUCCCAGGAAACCCAGAUCGUCAACAACCGCCCCCCUCCCUCCCGCACGCCGCCGCCUCCCGUACCUCUAGCCUAGCUUCACUUCAGGGCGACCUCUCUUUAGAUGCGUUUCUUUCGCACCUUUUCCUUCUCCGGGAGAGGAGGAAAAUGUAGCAGGCUUGAGUCCGGAGAACUGCUGCGCUCGCUUGCUGCAUUGAGGUCUGGCCCGGAGCCGGCGCGUUUAGCAUUGACGCAAUAAAAUUAGCCUGGAGAAGAGAAAUGGAGACGUACUGGGGAUAUCAGAGCGGGGCUGGCAGCCCUUAUGACUACUCGGGGAUGGGUGCCAAUGGGACUGGCAUCCAAAGCAGCACUUACUACAAUGAGGACCUUCUGCACAAGACUAUCCUGGUUGGAGACAGCGGAGUUGGGAAGACAUCACUGCUGGUUCAGUUUGACCAGGGCAAGUUCAUCCCAGGCUCUUUUUCUGCAACUGUGGGCAUCGGAUUUACCAACAAAGUGGUGACCGUGGAUGGGGUGAAGGUGAAACUGCAGAUCUGGGACACGGCAGGCCAGGAGCGGUUCCGAAGCGUGACUCAUGCCUACUACAGAGACGCACAGGCACUCCUCCUCCUCUAUGACAUCACCAGCAAAAUGUCCUUUGAUAAUAUCCGGGCCUGGCUUACAGAGAUACACGAAUAUGCCCAAAAGGAUGUGGUCAUUAUGUUACUAGGCAACAAGGCCGAUGUGAGCAGUGAGAGAGUGAUAAGAACAGAAGAUGGGGAAUCAUUAGCCAGGGAAUAUGGAGUGCCUUUUAUGGAGACCAGUGCGAAGACUGGCAUGAACGUGGAGCUGGCGUUUCUGGCCAUUGCAAAAGAGCUCAAGCAGCGAGCCGUCAAGCAGCCAGAGGAGCCCCGGUUCCAAAUCCACGACUAUAUAGAGUCUCAGAAGAAGAGGAGCAGCUGCUGUGCCUUCCUUUGAGGGAGGAGGAGGAGGAGGAGGAGGACACAAGGGAAACCCGGGGGACCCCCAGUGCACAGCAAAAGAGGUCAAGAAGCAGAACUGGCACCUUGGCAGCAACGCCGGGCAGGAGCUGUGUUGCGGACGCUCUCCAAAGACAAUCCUUUUUAGAGAAUACCGUUUCCAGGUUCUAAAUGAGGUCAUGCCUGCCAUUGCGGGUGUAUGUGCGCUUGCAGGCAUGCAUGAAGAAGGGUGUGUGUGUGUGAGAGAGAGAGUGAGUGAGUGUGUGGUUAUGCGCAAAGUGUUACUUCAAAGGCCAAAUGCACUCGAGUUCAGGACCGGCCGACCUGUGCUCAAAGUGGAGCUGGUCAGGAUCUGUAAUAUCGCCCAGGCCUAGUCUUUGCAAGGAAUUGGCCUGGACUCAAGAUUCCUGGACAGAGCAUCAUGGCUUAUUUAGACAGGGCCACCUCUCCCAGGCCAGCAGGACUGAGCUAGGUUGACCUCAGAUGCAGAAGCAGGAUCUGCGCAGAGGGAGGUGUCCUUUGGCAAUGUCCGUAGGAGUGUUUUGGAUGAGGUAAAGGGUUAAUUUAAUAGCAGUGACAUGACUGGCGGGGGGGGGGGAGAGAGAGAGACUGCAACCCUUUUGCUUCCCCUAGAAAGGUGACGCUUUAGAUGUUAAAAUGAAACUAGCAGGAGUGUCCAGUAAAGAAAAAGUAGACACAUUUCCUUUGACCUCUGGCUCUUUCCUGCUGCCCACGCCCAAAGAUCCUGCAGUCAGGGCUGCCUUCCUUCUCCUCCCUUCCUCCCUCUGCCCCAAGGAAAGGACUGAGGGAUCCAAGUAUUAUUCCUAGUGUGCCUGUUACGUCAGGAAAAUGCUGCCGACCCCAGUUGGUUGGGAAGAGAAAUCGCUCUGCGCAAAUAUAUCUGUUACUGGCUAGAAACAAAGGAAAGCUUUAGAAAGCUCUCAACUCUGCUUUUCGUUCCGGUCAAACCAAGAUCCUCUGCCAAAGUGAAUCCCAGCAAGUUGGAAGGCAGCAGGAUGGGGAGAAAAGUUGGCUCCCUCUGUUCCAGCCUUGGCCAACCCAGUGCCCUGCAAAUGUCUUGAACUACAACUCCCAUCAGCCUCAGCCGCUGAGAGUUUCAGUCCAGCAGGUCACCAGGUUGGCCAAGGCUGCUCCGUUCAGACGCACAAGUUGGCUACUUCAGAGGCUGGCUGCUUUGGAAAGUGGUGGAGCAUUCUACGGUGAUUCCCCCCACCCUGGGCUCCUUCAAUUUCUUGCAAGCAGGGCCUGGUUUCUGGAAGAGAAGCACAAGUUCAUACCAGCCAAGCAGCGCUGCUGAAAGAAUAAGCCCCCAGAGAUCUAUAUUUGGGCCCAUGCAAUACUUGUCCAUCUUGUCCAAACUCCCACCAUUCCAUGCGGCAUGGUGUCAGAAGUCUCCACCGCUGUGAUCCAGAGGUGUUUUCAGAAAUCAUGCCUUACAGCGGGGAUAAGGAACCUGUGGCUUUCCAGACGUUGGCUGAUUACAACUCCUGUCGUCCCCAGCCAUUGCUCUUGCUGGGUGGGGCGGUGGGGCGGCGGGAACUGGAGCCCUCCCCCUGCCUUAUUCAUAUAAGAAGAGUGCUCUUGUAGCCCAAAUAUUGCCGUAGACAACAGAAGCAGCAAAUCCACACAAAGCAAUAGUUGUGAUUCUUAUGUUCCUAGAUUCCUAUGCGAUCCAAAGACCCCUGUGUGCAGUUGAGGCCUGGCCACAUGCAUGUUCGUUUUGAAGUGUGUGCCACUCAGUUCAGUGGGAUAUAUUCCUAGUGAAUGGGAUAUAUUCCACACUUCUCUUUCCUCCGCGCAUUCCAGGCAUGGCCCAUGCUUUAAAGCUCUGCAUCCUUUAUUUUAUUUUAUUUUUGCUUCAGAGUGUCCCCUGCGAAAACUCACUCUUUAAAGCUCAAUUGGAGCAAACAGCAAUCUGCAGGAAAGCCAAAUUUCCAUUGGUUGUGCGGUAAGUGGGUUUUCUUGGGGAAAGCUCUGGAGCAAAAAAAAACAAAAACAAAACACCACAAACCCAAGAGUGCUCAGUCACAGAGCUUUAAAGCACAGACCUAUGCCUGGAAUGUGCAGGGCAAAAGGCAACUGUGGAUAAGCCCUGAGUGGACUGCAGCCUUACUUGAUUUCAAUAGGAUUUUAGUAUGCUGAGCACUUUUGCCAUAUUCUAUGCAAUGCAGCCUAACCUGUCUUCUCGCCACAUGCAUCAUGCUCAUAUUUCCUUAGCUCUGCUUUCUGGAAAUACUUCACUGGUGUAUGUUAUGUUUAAAUUGAUGUGGCACAAACCCUUAGGCUGUUGAAGAAUUUCUCGUGUCUGGGUUCUCACGUUUUGGUUUCUGCAUUUGGAACGUGGCUGUCGUUGUUGCUAAUCACCCCAAAGGCAACGUAUGAGUUGAUUUCCCCAUUCGCCAUCCCCUUCGGUCCUCUUCUAUAAAACGUGGAUUCCUAAAUCAGUGUGGAUUGCCACUGGACCAGACAAGAAUUCUCCAUGGUCUGCCAUGUUGGUUACAUGCUGUUGCUGGAGGUAGAUGCAGUCAGUACCUUGGGAAUAAAUUGAGACUGUUAGCCCCAUGAAAGAGCUGCUUCUCUGCAAUGCCCUUUGAUUCAUUCCCUUGGUGCCAUGCAUAGCCUACCAACAGUGCUAGUGCCCAUAUUUUUAUUGGGUGGAUGGGGGGGUGUCGAGGAAGGCACCCUCAGUAAUGCCCCCUUAACCUGGAAGGAGUGGGGGAUAAAAACAGAACAUUCUUCCUGUGUCCCACAACCCCUUCUUUGGUGCUCCGUGUAGAGUAAAAACAGUGGCGCCAUGGCCCAGACUCAGAGCUGGUAGAUCCUAUGCUGUCCUUGGGAGCCCAGCCCAUCGUUUAAUUUAGGGCUGAAGCUAGUAAAAUGGACUUUGCACCAAAAAGCUUCAAAGUAAUGACUGUAAAUAUGUCAAGGAAAAAGCACAAUGAAGCCGCUGGGAGGAAAAUUGCAGGAAAAUUAUUGUCUGCUUUAGGGGCUGCUCAUGCGUUAUUAUUUUUCUUCCAACCAAAGAUCCACCUUUGUUUGUAAGGCAGCAGGAGCACCUUUUUAGCUGGCUAGAAGCUUCCUCCUAAUUGAUUUAUACCCGGCCUCUGCAACUCACAGUCUACCAAGUGCAGCCCAUGAAUGUUGUGGCCAGCUAGUUGCUUGACAAGGUGGGCAUUAAAUACAGGGGAUGCUAUUA
Podarcis muralis (Common wall lizard) is the source of this 4253-nucleotide messenger RNA. The record is from RefSeq and is a predicted model, not a curated record. NCBI's taxonomy places the organism in Eukaryota, Metazoa, Chordata, Lepidosauria, Squamata, Lacertidae.